Molecule: messenger RNA, 921 nt
Organism: Cladophialophora bantiana CBS 173.52
Lineage: Eukaryota; Fungi; Ascomycota; Eurotiomycetes; Chaetothyriales; Herpotrichiellaceae
Exons: 1
Coding region: 1-921 (306 amino acids)
Source: RefSeq, a predicted model, not a curated record
AUGGUAUUCCAUGCCCUCAAAGAGUCAUGGACACUGCUCACUCCCACAGAGAAGAGAAAUGUCACCAUUUACAUUGCCGGUAUAAUAUUGUACAAGUUUGGACUCGAAGCUUUCAACGGCUCAAUCGUCGCCCUAGCCACCAACAAGUACGACUAUGAAGCCUGGCUCACCGACAGCACCCCUAAGACCUUUGAGCGUGUUGGUUUGUUGACCGGGCUCAAUCAAGCCUUCCAGCGCGUUGGUUCCAUCUUGAUUGCUCCUCUCAUCAAACGUUGGCUUACCAAGCUCGUCCUUUCCUGCGCGAUAUUGGUGUUCAGCGUCAUGACUGCCAUUCUUCUCAUCGUGGACGCUGGUACCGGAGGGCGCUUCAAGCCUGAUAAUUGGUCAGAUAACCACGACGAAGACGACUUUGGGUACUACGGUAGCUACAAUGCCAACGGUAUCAUCCCUAUCUACUGCGUCAGUGGCAUCGCCCAUGGAAUGGUUGAGUUGAUCUGUCGUGUCAUUCCUCGAGACAUUGUUGGAGGCAAUGUCCAGAAUCUUCGACGCAUGGACGCGCUCGUUCAUAUCUUCUAUGAAAUCUCCGGGACCGCCGGCGCCUUCUGCACAGCCUUGGCUUUGAUCCCUUCCUUUGGCAACAACUACUCUUUCCUCAUCACGCCUAUCUUCUUCGCUGUAGCUUCCAUUGUAUGGUUCUUCAUUUCUAAUCUCAACUACCGGAAACCGUUGAAGGAAGGCGGCAACUACCUCCUGGCGGUCGGCAUGGGCUUCUGGCUUUCUUUGAAUCUAUCUGGACUGGUUUCAAGAUCAUUUUCAGUUCUCCCAAAUUCAUCUGGCUUUUGCCAGGCUACUCCUUUGCCUUAUAUGGUCACCGAUAUCUCGAAAAUGGUAUUGCGCCCGCUGUGGCCCGACGGUAUUUAG